This is a messenger RNA of Xyrauchen texanus (razorback sucker), 858 nucleotides long. Its product is annotated as vomeronasal type-2 receptor 26-like. Gene Ontology annotation, cellular component: membrane. The record is from RefSeq and is a predicted model, not a curated record. The transcript has a single exon. Bases 1 to 858 code for a protein of 285 amino acids. Gene Ontology annotation, biological process: G protein-coupled receptor signaling pathway. Gene Ontology annotation, molecular function: G protein-coupled receptor activity. NCBI's taxonomy places the organism in Eukaryota, Metazoa, Chordata, Actinopteri, Cypriniformes, Catostomidae.
AUGGGCAUCAUUCUCAUUUGUCUGUCUCUCUUUGGAGUUGCAGUGGCAACUGUUAUUACAGUGAUUUUUUUCAUUUUUCGAAGCACGCCCAUAGUUAAGGCCAACAACUCUGAGAUGAGCUUUCUACUGCUGCUGUCUCUUAAACUUUGCUUUCUUUGCUCUCUGAUAUUUGUGGGCCGUCCCUCACCAUGGACAUGUCGCACCCGGCAGGCUGCGUUUGGUAUCAGUUUUGUACUUAGUAUCUCAUGCAUACUGGUCAAGACCAUUGUGGUGCUCUUAGCCUUUCGUUCCACUAUGCCUGGUUCCAGUUCCUUAAAGUUAUUCAGCCCUCCACAGCAAAGGGCCUUCAUUUUCUGCUGCACAACGGGUCAAGUUAUUCUAUGUGCUUGCUGGCUGGCACUAGCACCUCCUUAUCCUUAUAAAAACACAUCCUAUCAGGAUGGUAAGAUUGUACUAGAAUGUAAAGACAUGUGGCCACUUGGAUUUUACAUGGUGCUGGGCUAUAUUGGAUUGCUUUCUUGUAUGUGUUUUGCCCUUGCCUUCCUUGGGCGGAAACUUCCAGAUACAUUUAAUGAAGCUAAGCUCAUCACCUUUAGUAUGCUCAUCUUUUUUGCAGUGUGGAUAUCCUUCAUUCCAGCAUACAACAGCUCACCAGGGAAGUACACGGUGGCUGUUGAGAUAUUUGCCAUUCUUGCUUCCACUUUUGGACUUCUAUUUUGUAUUUUUGUACCUAAAUGUUACAUAAUUCUGCUGAGGCCUGAUUUAAACACUAAGAAGGCCAUGACUGGAAAAACAACAAAAUGCUUUUUUAUCAAAUUACUAUACAUUACAUUGUCCCUGUCAGUGAUAAUUUCAUGA